Molecule: messenger RNA, 5788 nt
Organism: Diatraea saccharalis (sugarcane borer)
Lineage: Eukaryota; Metazoa; Arthropoda; Insecta; Lepidoptera; Crambidae
Source: the annotation of a GenBank genome assembly
AUAUGUAUAAGUUAUGAUAUUCAGUGAAAAUAGAAAUUGAGUGUGUGUGUAUGCGUCAGGCGGACUGGUGUACUGGGCGGAUUCUACUGUGGGUACAGUGAGCGUGGCGCGGGUAUCAAACGCCCGCGAUAGACUGACACUAGUCACCGCGCCCGACUCCGCGCGAUACAGCCCCAGGUCCAUCGUACUCGACCCCGCCAACGGGUAACUCAUGAGUUCUGUUACAAACAUUAUAGUUCAGUUCAAUUUGUGUCCAGGGGUGUAGCUACCGCCGUAUCAAUUAUACGGGGCCCCAAACGUACGUAAACAAAAAUUAAUAAGAACUUCCCGAUGUUUUUAUUAAUUUCAGAAAUGACAAAGUCAAAUAAUUAUCUCAGAACUUCGAACUUUUUUAAAUUAUCUAAGUACUUUUUUAAAUUAUCUAAAAACUUCGAUGGAACAUGAACGCCUGUCAGAACUGGUACUAUUGCCCAUACAGGUAGAAACUUUGGCAAAACUAGAGACAGCAUUAACUAUAAAUGAUUUUCCGAAACAAGUCAAGACGAGAGUAGAUUCGACCGAGUGGUUCGUUCGCCGGUUUCAGGGUGUCGCAAUCUCUGAGAUCCCGGGUUCGAUUCCCGGUCGGAUCAAUGUAGAAAAUGAACUUUUCUGUAUUGUCUCGGAUCUGGGUGUUAUGGCACCUUCGUUGUCUCAGAUACUCCAUAAUACGGGACUUAAGCUACUCAUCUUGGCUCACUCACCACUCACCCUUCAUAAGGGCCCUCAACAAAAAAUUGUAUACGGGGCCCCGUCAAGGCACGCUACACCACUUUUGAUGUACUGGUCGGUGUGGGGUGGGGAGAAGGGCGGGCUGAUAGAGCGCGCGCACAUGGACGGUGGCGAUCGGUCACACCUCGUGCACACCCAGUUACACUGGCCAGCCGGACUAGCGCUGCAUAGAGAUUAUCUCUACUGGUGCGACAUUUACUUGAACAAGAUCGAGCGUUUGUCUUUGAGUAGUAAAAUGCGCGAGGUGGUGGUAUCCAAUAGUCCCACCACGCCGGUUCUUAAGCCUUACGGUCUAGCGAUAUACGAAGAAACUCGCAGGAGUAAUCAGAAAGGUUAUCAAAAAAUUACUAUUAUUAGAUCCUCCGUGCUUCAAAAAGCACAUAAGCCGUUAACAUCCAUCAAAUCCGCACUGAGACUGUGUGACGAGUUGUGGCCUUUCGUCCAUACCUUUUUAUUGUGGUACCGCUUUAAUGAAACCCCGCCGCUUAGCGAGCGAUGUGGUUAUGUAGGACUUCCCUCUGUGGAUCCACCAAACGGAGCCAUUCGUCCAUACUUGACUCUAUCUAAGGAUAAUACAAUGAGCCGUUACUUAGGUGCUAUAAUAUGGAGUGAGCACGACACGGGCAAAGUGCGGCGCCGCGACGUGAACGGGACAGUGACUGUCGCGUAUGAUCUGCCCCCACCACUCUAUGACCUCAAGCUCGUCUCUUCCAUCGCUGAUGUCGGUGAGAACGCGUGUUCGCGUAACAACGGCGAUUGUGCCGCGUUGUGCUUGCCGGUGCCGGGCGGCCGCCGCUGCGCGUGUGUGCCGCCCGCACACAUACACACCGACAAGCGCACGUGCCGCACAAGCACGCACGCGGCCACUGCCCCGCCCCCGGCCCCGCCCUCGCCCUGUGACCGCGGCCGCUUCCACUGCGGGACCGGGCAGUGUAUAGAGCAAUCAUACGUGUGUGACGGCGACACGGACUGCGCCGACGGCAGCGACGAGGAUGCCUCCCCCGCGGGGCCCUGUGCGAACGCAACUUGUGACGACAACCAUUUGCAAUGCGACAAGAAUAGAUGUAUACCGAAGAGCUGGGUCUGCGAUGGUGCCAAAGAUUGUUCGGACGGGUGGGAUGAGGCGGGUGGGUGCGGCGUGAGCACUUGCGGGGCGGAGCAGUGGCGGUGUGUGCACUCCGGCCGCUGCGUGCCCGCAGCCUGGCGCUGCGACCGCGCACACGACUGCGGACCACACGAUACCAGCGACGAGGAACACUGCGAGAGCGUGGAGUGCGACAGUCGUCUGAUGUUCGGAUGCUCGAGUGGCGCGUGCGUGCCGUGGGAGUACUACUGCGACGGGCACGCGGACUGUGCGGACGGCUCCGACGAGCGCGCGUGUCGGUCCACGCCCGCCUCAACCCCCCACCCCGCUCCCGCCACCACGCACCACCCCCACCAGCGCACGCAUCCUAAUCAACAUGACACCGAUAAAGGAGGUCUCUGCGAAGAACACGAGUUUCAGUGUAAAAAUACGGAAUGUAUACGAAAGGAGUUCAGAUGUGAUCAACGAGUGGACUGCCUGGAUGGGUCGGACGAGGAGUCUUGUCCAUCGGGCGCGCCCCCCUCGCCUCCGCCGGCCUCCCCGGCACCCCCAGCGGCUGAGGAGUGCGCGCCCCCCGCGCUCGCGUGCGAUAACAACACGCGAUGUGUGCCGCUGCAUCUGCAGUGCGACGGCGAUCCAGACUGCGACGACGGAGCGGACGAGGCUGGCAGAUGCGACGAGCCGAUGUGUUUGUUGUCGGGGUGUGAGGGCACGUGCGCGCGGUCCCCGGGCGGGCCCGUGUGUGCGUGCGCUCCCCCACUACAGCUAGCGGCUGACGGGCUCACGUGCGAGGGGGCACAGCUCUGCCGCUGGGGACAGUGCAGUCAGAUAUGCGAGCCACAUAAGAACCGUCACAAGUGCACCUGCUAUGAAAAUUAUCAACUGGCUGACGAUGGAUUCACUUGCAAGAGCACACUGAACGUGUCCGCGCUGAUAGUAUUCAGCAACCGUCACGAGGUGCGAGGGCUGCAGUUGCCCGCGAUGACGUCACGCGCGCUCCUCUCCGCCCUUAAGAACACCGUCGCCAUAGACUACCUGCACUCCUCCCCUCCCACCCUAUACUGGACCGAUGUCGCCGACGACAAGAUAUACUCCGGCGCGUUGCAUCCCGCCGGUCUGAGUAACAUCGAGGUGGUGGUGGAAUCGGGGCUGACCAAUGCCGAAGGCCUGGCGGUGGACUGGGUCGCGCACAACCUGUACUGGGUCGACAGCUCCCUGCACCAGAUAGAGGUGGCGAAGCUAGACGGACGGUAUCGUCGCACCUUGAUAUCCGGCGACAUGGACAGUCCGCGGGCGAUCGCCGUAGAUCCCAAUGCCGGAUACCUGUUUUGGAGCGAUUGGGAGGCAGCGGCGGCGCGCAUAGAACGUGCGUCGCUGGCGGGUCAAAACAGGACCGUGGUGGUUCACGUGGGUGCGCUCAUCGGUGGCGCAUGGCCCAACGGCAUUACUCUGGACCACCGCGCCCGGACGCUCUACUGGAUAGACGCCAGAUCGGACGCGAUCCACUGCAGCACGUAUGAGGGUACGCGCGUAGUGUCCGUGUUGCAGUCUCACUCGGCACUGGCGCACCCGUUCGCCAUCACCGUGUACGAGGGCAGCGUGUACUGGACGGACUGGCGUAGCAACAGCGUAGUGCGCGCUGACAAGUUCACCGGACAGGACGUCGCCGUGCUCACGCGCACGCUCACGCAACCAUUUGACAUCAAGGUAAUCCACCCGAGCCGUCAGCCGCCGGCGAAAUAUAACCCGUGUGAGAGCAACGGCAACUGUUCCCAUCUCUGUCUGAUCGACUCCCCGCAGACACGCGUCUGCGCAUGUCCGCACCUCAUGCGACUCGCCAACGAUACCACCUGCGAACCGCACGAGGUGGUGUUAUUGAUCGGUCGGCGUGAGUCGCUACGCGGCGUGGAGUGGGAGGCGCCGGCCCGCACGCUGGCGCCCGCACGCACCGCGCCGCUACUGCGGGCGCCCACGCAUCUGCACGCGCACACGCCCACUCAGAACCUGUACCUCGUCGACGCCGACACUAGCGAGCUUCUAUUGCUGGACGUGCGGGGCGGGGCGGCUCGCGUUGUGGCAGAGGGAGUUGGGGCGGCUUGUGUGGGGGCGGGGGCGUUGUACUACCACGCGGGGGGCGCGCUGUGGGCCGCGGACUUGAACGGACACCGCCCCGUCCGAUUGCUGCGUAUCAACACUCCGCAUGCUAUAGCCGUCGACCCACUCAGAGGCAAGUUGUACUGGGCGGUGCGGGGUGAGGGCGGUGAGCGAUUGGAGCGGGCGGACGGGGAUGGUAGCAAUCGUGUCGUACUCAAGCACGCGCGGGACGAUCCCUACCUAGCUGACGUCACCAGUAUGACAAUGGACGUAGAGGCGAAUCGUUUGUACUGGGUGAACAGCGGCUCCGCCACUAUACAGUACUUGGACCUGAACAGAACCGAUGCUAACAUCACUACGUUGCCGCUAGGUUGGGGCAGUCGUCCGUCUGCCAUGACUGUGUACAAUGGAGAAGUGGUGUGGGCGGACGCUGCUACGGUAUCUGUGCGCGCGUGCAAGCCGCCACACUGCCGGCAACCACGGGAGCUGCUGCGGGGACGAGAUGCAGAGGGCGUGUUAUCUUUGUUGGUGUACGAUCCGCGCGUACAAGCACGUAUAACGAGCGCGUGCGCGCGGCGUGCGCGAGCGUGUGAGCAUCUGUGUCUGUCUCUGUCCAACACACGCUCCACGUGCCGCUGCGCACUUGGGUACACGCUGCAAGGAGACCACUGUGUUCCCGUGGACGAAAUAGUGGUAUACUCGUUGAGCUGGGAGGUACGUGGCGUGGCAGCGGAUCCAGACGCACUCAAGACGAACGCGACUGACGAGGUGGACGAAACUGUUGAGGAUAUCGAGACCGACGAAACUUCGGAGUCCGCGCUGCCGCCCAUCCCGCAGCUAACCAUGGCCAGCGCUAUAGAUUAUCAUGCCGAGAGCGCGGUGUACGUGUGUUAUGCAGAGGGCGGAUGGUUGUAUUGGUCGGAUGGUGAAGCGGGCCGAGUGUGGCGAGUGAGGCGGGACGGGACCAGUCGACAGAUGCUGCUGCAGCAGAACGAGCCCAUCGACCAGCCAUACGACCUCGUGGCCGGUAUAGCGGUGGACUGGGUGGGAGGUAACGUGUUGUGGUCAGAUCCUCGUCGUGGUGUGGUGGAAGCUGCGCGACUGGACGGCACCAGGCGAUACGUGCUGCUGGAUACAGCGCCCGCCGCCGUCUCAUCGUUAUGUGUGGACGCGGUGCGCGGCUGGGUGUUUAUGUCCGGCGGCGGCUGGAUCCAGCGCGCGAGACUGCACGGGGCACAGCGAUCGCUGCUCUACAACGGCACGGCCGUCGCUGAUAUCGCACUAGACACACAGAACGAAGAGGUAUAUUGGGCGGACAGCUGGGAGGGAAGCGUGUGGCGUAUGUCGUACAACGGCACGCAACAGCGGCGAGUCUCCGCUGCCAGACAUAACACGGCCGCGCUAGCUGUACACCAGCAAAAGCUUUACUGGCUGGACACGGUACUACACCAGGGGAGCGUAUUGGUGGCGCCUCUCACUAAUCUAUCAGAUUACCGCGUGCUCGCCGAGAACGUCGGCGAUAGUCUGAAGGAUAUACUGGUGUGGUCGCGCAGUGAUCAGACAUUGCCGAACAAGACAGUAAAUAAGUCGAUUUCUUCUAAAGAGAUCAUGAGUAAUGUGGAGGUGUCCGGUGGGUAUUGUGCAGGCGGGGCGGAUAAAUGCGAGGGGCUGUGUCUGUGGGACCGCUGCGUGUGUCCGCACGGACGACUCGCACCGAAUAACGUCUCCUGUACACCGUACGACACGUUCGUGAUGUAUUCGCGCGUCACUAAGAUCGACAGCAUCCAUGUGAACGACGAGCGAGAUUUCAACUCACCAUACCCGCCCAUACAAGACAAGUGA